This is a messenger RNA of Boleophthalmus pectinirostris (great blue-spotted mudskipper), 1988 nucleotides long. RefSeq names its product transmembrane protein 236. NCBI's taxonomy places the organism in Eukaryota, Metazoa, Chordata, Actinopteri, Gobiiformes, Gobiidae. The record is from RefSeq and is a predicted model, not a curated record. The coding region runs from base 106 to 1269 and encodes 387 amino acids. The transcript is spliced from 4 exons.
CAGACAGGUCUGUGGUGUGUGGAAAGUGCUGGUGGACGCCAGGCCCAGAGCCCAGAGCCCAGAGUAGAGGGACAGAGGCGCCUGUCUGCCUGAGAGUGCCACAGGAUGGGGGCAGGGAAGACUCUGAAGUUUGCCAUAUGUGAGGUAUUUCAGUUUGUGGGGCUGUGUGUACCACUCUUUAUUGUUAUGCAGAGGUUUGCAGUAAUUGUAGCCAAAGUCAAAGAUCUGGCUCAGCCUCCUGGUGACAGCCGCACAGCUUAUUGGUUAAUUGUGGCAGCCUCUGUGGCUUAUGUUACCUCCACAGCGCUGUUCAUCUGGGUCCCUCUCAAGUACAUGGUUUUUCAAAAGAAGAAAUUUCUCAUUGGGAGGAAGAAGUGGAGGCCUGUGGCACUUGUCUAUGUGAUCCUUUCCACGUUACCCUGCUUUGCCUUUCUCAUUGCCAGCUCAGAGGUUCAGAUCCACAACAACAUGAAACAUGACAUGUUCAUGGAGGUCCCUGUGUCACUUGUCCUCUUCUCACUCAUCUGUAUGGACAUAGUGGAGCGGAUACGGCAUUGCAGACUGACAGGCCGGGCUAACGACAGAGACAGAGAAGCAGAGAUUCCCUCCACAAUCCUCACACACAUGGAGCCAGUCACACCACUAAAUCCACUUAUCCCAGGACCAGCAGUGCCCGGGGCAGCUGUGCCCCCUUCUGUAUCCUCGGCAUCACAGCACAACAAUCGCACCCCAAAUGGAGCAAGCAUGCGGCCAGAGCCCAAUGGGACAGUCCCGCUGGUUUCAGGUCCUCAAGGAAAUUCCAGGAGACCGUUCAGCAUCUCCGCACUAAGCUCCCGUUCUGAGAGCAUAGGGGCCUACCACAUGUCUCCUUACACAUACACAGGACCUUUGCGCUUCCUGUGUGCCACUGAUGCCAGAGCGGAUGUCAUAGUGGACAGCUUCAUGUUUUGGAUGGACACAGUGGAAAUGGUACGGUCUGCAGGUCACCCCCUGGUUUACUACUCUGGGUGGGUAUUCCCCAUCUACAUCUUCAGCUACCUCUCCUGCCUAAGAGUGGUGGUGAUGCCACACAGCCCUCUGCUCUCCUCACUCGGGGUGGCCCUACAGGAUCUACCUUUCUUCUUUGUGCGUGCCGGAUUAGUUGCGUUUUUUGGUUUUGUUACCCCUGUUCUUUACAUCAUGAAAAACUUGUUGAUAUGCUUAGCAUUUAUUUAUUUUAAUUUCAUGACCAAGCUAAGGAUUUUUAAUACAGAGAGAAUGGUCUUUUGAAAUUGUGAUCUUUGUAAUUUACCAAAUACAUUUUACUUGAAGCACAUAAAAUAGAUUACACUUUUUGGACAUAGUUAACUUGGACAUAAAUACAGUUCAACAAAAGACCAUUUAAAACUAGUCUGUUAAAAUAAUAUUGGACAGCAAAGCAUGGAGCAAUGCUAAGGUAGUCCCCAGUUUGAACUCAAAGUGGGUCAUGUUUUACUGCCAAGAACAUUCCUAUGUUUAUCCUGAAUGUUGUGUACUCUUGCGUUUCCUCAAUCAUGGGCUGGGCAAUAUGAUUAUAAAAAUCAAAUAACCUGAUAUAGAUAUGUUGAUAUUCUAUUUUGCUGAUAUUGUCAGAUUGUUUUAUUUUAAUUUUUUACAUUUAAAGCAGCAAACACAAACAAAAAAACUUUUCCCAGCAAAUGGUCAUCAUUAUGUCUUAUACAAUAGAUAUAAAGAUUCUAACUGCACGGAUUGUGAUAUAAUUGAAAUCAUGAGCUUAGCUAUCUAUGAUUUUUGCUGGUAAAUUGCCUAUAUCUACUGUAAACCCUGUACAUGUAAUUUGAGGUUUUCUAUCCCUUUUUACAUUAUUGGAGUACAGUAAUAGUAAAAACUGUGAUCAGUUUAUGUACAUGCACGUAUACAUGUGUGGGAGUGAGUUAUACUUUGCUAAAUUCAAUAAAAUGUUUCAGUAAAAUUGCCAAACUGUGUAUUAAUAUUGAACUGGUUUAUGU